AUGACACGAGUGCUGCACUCCGACCCGUACAAACUAUGUCAAACUCACAUGGUGUUGAUCUGCGAUAGCCUUGAUGUAUAACUCUAAUGGUUACAUCAUUAUUCGUUCGUCAACGUGGUCUUCACGUUGAUGAUUCUACAUAGAUGUCAUCAAAGAGAAAAGUCCACAAGAUGCAAUCCAGAGGGCAAAUAAUGAAUGUGAUACAUCGAAUAAUUGAACUGAUUGCCAGGAAAAUAUAUCUGUUUAUGGCAUUUUUGAGAGGUCCAGCUGAGACACAACCACCUUUGAAGGAUCUAACUCUUUUACAUAGUGCAACCACCUUAGCUUUUAAAAUUCGAAACAAACAGUUAACUUCAGAACAAGUACUGCAAUCAUAUAUAGAUAGGAUAACAGAAAUUCAACCAGUAUUAAAUUGUGUAGUUGAAAAUCGCUUUGAAGAGGCUCUGAAGGAAGCAAAGAAAUGCGAUGAAUUUUUAAAAUCUCUUGAUCCUUCGUCUCUUCAAGCAUUAGCUACAAAGAAGCCCUUCUUCGGUGUGCCUUUUACAACAAAAGACUGUAUUGGAAUUGCCAAUAUGAAACAAACAGCUGGUUUAGUUGUUCGUAAAAAUACUUUAGCCGAAUGCGACGCGGAAGUGAUAAGAUUAAUGAGAGCGGCUGGAGGUAUACCCUUGGCAACAACAAACGUUUCAGAAUUAGCCAUGUGGUGGGAAACUAGUAACUAUUUAUAUGGAACUACGAAUAAUCCCUACAACACUAGACAUAUUGUUGGAGGAUCUUCUGGGGGUGAAGGUUGCAUACAAGCAGCAGCUGGUUCUCCAUUUGGAAUAGGAUCGGAUAUCGGCGGUUCUAUUCGUAUGCCAUCCUUUUUCAAUGGAAUUUUCGGGCAUAAACCUUCCAAAGGUAUAGUUUCUAACAAUGGCCAGUAUCCGAGUGCCCAAAGCGAAGACCAGGACCGAUUGCUCGCUAUUGGCCCAAUGUGUAGAUACGCACAAGACCUGCAACCUAUUUUGAAAGUUCUUGCACAUAAAAAUAUAGACAUGUUGCGUUUGGAUGAAAAAGUAGAUAUGUCAAAGAUUAAGUUAUAUUAUAUGGAAGAUGAUGGUGGCCAGUUCCUAGUAUCUUCUGUGGAUCCUGAGAUAAAGGAAGCCAUGGGAAAAGUGGUUCAUUACUUUGAAAAAGCACAUAAAAUUAAGGCGACCAAACUUAAUAUUAGAAAGUUAAAAAAGAGCAUCGCUCUUUGGAUGGCAAACAUGAGUUGUAAAGAUGACAAAGAUUUCACGUACGAGUUGUCAAAUAGAAAUGGUCAUAUAACUCUGUGGUGGGAAUUUGUAAAAUGGAUGCUGUUCGUCAGCAACCAUACCUUGAUAGCUCUUCUUACUGCUGCUUUUGAGAGAUUCGCACUGAAACAUGGAAGCGACGAGCACACAAAAUUGAUCCAAGAAAGUAAAGAUCUUUAUCGGGAACUUCAGGAUAUUUUAGGUGAAGACGGUGUGUUCCUAUAUCCUACUCAUCCAACUGCAGCACCAUUGCAUCACGAACCACUGAUUAAGCCAUUCAACUUCUCAUACACUGGCAUUAUUAAUGUUUUGGGUUUACCUGCCACUGCUUGCCCCUUAGGUCUGAACAAGGAAGGACUUCCUAUUGGAAUACAGGUUGUUGGUGGACUGUACCAAGAUCACUUAACAUUAGCUGUUGCUGAGGAAUUGGAACGAGCUUUUGGAGGUUGGGUUCCUCCUCCCAUAGUAGCUUGACACAUGUGUCUGUUAGACAAUAAUCAAAUGCAUGGUACAAUGGAUAACGUCUCUUUUUAUCGUACUCUGCCAUCGUUAUUUUUCGACAAUUAAUGUACAUUUAUAUAAUUUAUACCAGAAAAUCAUAAGGUAAAGUACAAAUUCGUAUCCAGAAAGUAGAUAUCCGUGUUUAAAUGUCCUAAAUAUUUGAUGAUGUGUAUCAAAAAGUAUUUAAAAGGAACUUCUAUUACACGGCAUAGAAACUGAUGUCGGUUGGAAUAAUCGACUAUAAAAAAAUGUUGGAUAUUGUCUAUAACUUGAAAUCGUACGAUUGUAAUGAGAAAAUUUAAUAGUUUUCGUAAUCACAUAUUUAUACAUAAGUAUUCAUAAAUAUGUAUUAUAAAUUGGUGUUGAAUGAUUCUUUUUAUGAAAAGGAUCAGGUUCACAAAAGUAGCGACAUUUGUACAUAAGUAAACUUAUUACAUUACAUUUGACUACCGUUUUUAUAUACCUCAUUAUAGAUCUCUGUGGUAGGAUUUUCUAUUUUCAUACGAAUCGAGAGAAAAAGGAAACGGGAAGAGUGUAUGAGAUAAAAAGAGAGAAAAAAA
Osmia lignaria (orchard mason bee) is the source of this 2338-nucleotide messenger RNA. RefSeq names its product fatty-acid amide hydrolase 2. The record is from RefSeq and is a predicted model, not a curated record. Gene Ontology annotation, cellular component: endomembrane system. Lineage: Eukaryota; Metazoa; Arthropoda; Insecta; Hymenoptera; Megachilidae.